AUGAUAUUUCCGCUGUCUAAGUCGCUUUCAAUCAAUGGAAUUAAGGUAUCAUGGAUCCGUCACCGAGACUUGCACAUCCUGACUGUUGGCGGGUACACGUACACGUCGGACCAACGCUUUCAGGCGACUCAUUCGGCGCAGACCGACGAGUGGACGUUACAAAUCAAAUGGGCCCAACAAAGAGACGCCGGCGUCUACGAGUGCCAGGUCUCCACCCAGCCGGUGCGCUCCUUCUUCGUCACACUACACGUAGUUGAUUGCGACGAGAUCUACCAGAGGAUGUUUUCAGAUGGAGGUCUGUGCGUGUGUUUUUACUGC
This is a messenger RNA of Brenthis ino (lesser marbled fritillary), 318 nucleotides long. The record is from the annotation of a GenBank genome assembly. NCBI's taxonomy places the organism in Eukaryota, Metazoa, Arthropoda, Insecta, Lepidoptera, Nymphalidae.